This is a messenger RNA of Nerophis lumbriciformis (worm pipefish), 597 nucleotides long. The record is from RefSeq and is a predicted model, not a curated record. NCBI's taxonomy places the organism in Eukaryota, Metazoa, Chordata, Actinopteri, Syngnathiformes, Syngnathidae.
AUGAGUAAAUUGGAGCUGGAUACCAAAAUGAGCAAAAGCAGCAGCCGCUCAUCAACGUCCUCCUCCGCCAGGCGCAACGUUGAAGCAGAGAAAGCUGCACUUUUAGUACAGGCUGAAGGUUUGAGAAAAGCACAAGCUCUCGAAAGAGAAGAAGCUAAAUUAAAGGCUGAAAGAGAGAUGUUGGCCAUCAAAACACAACUUGCUGCUGCAGAAGCAAAACUCAAAACUUAUGAACUCAUGAGCGUGAGUGAAGGAAGCAACAAAUCAAGGCUUCGGAAAGACACAGAAUCCCACGAUGAUUAUGAUAAAUUCAAUAAUGGGCUUGAUGUUGAAGACUAUGACCGGCAUAUUAAGAAUGAAAGUGAUGAUGAUGAUGACGAUGAUGAUGAUGAUGGUGAAUAUGGUGUGGAUAAUGAAGAAGAGGAUGAUGAUGAUGAAGAGGAGCAGAGAGGAUUCAAACUUUCCAAAUGGGUUUGUAACAGCAAGAGGGUACUGGCACAAAUACCUGAAGAGGAGCGUGCCACGGAAAUAAAAGAUCUUGACCUGGACAAGGGAAGCUUGCAUGUUGAAAGAGCUCUUGGGUCUAUGAUCCCAUAG